AUGCGAGUUAAUCCUAAUUCAAUUUCCAAUUUUUGUACAGUUUUUAAACAUAUAGAAGAAAUAGCUGGUAUAAAUUAUUAUGCAAAAGAAAAUGAAAAAGAAGUUUCCAUGGUAAUAUUAAUUCCAGAAUCGCUCCACGAGGAAGUGAACAUGCUAAAAGCCUUUGCUGAACUGAAUUAUUUUGUAUUAUUACAAGCAAUUAUUAAUUUUCGUACAGGCAGACCUUUAUUAAAAAUAGUAGCCAGAAGAAUGUUUGCUCCUAUUUGGUCCGCACGACGACAUCCUAUUUAUAGAUUAAUAGAAAUUACUGAUGAGGAAAUAUUAUAA
Diversispora eburnea is the source of this 327-nucleotide messenger RNA. The record is from the annotation of a GenBank genome assembly. Lineage: Eukaryota; Fungi; Glomeromycota; Glomeromycetes; Diversisporales; Diversisporaceae.